Messenger RNA from Ahaetulla prasina, 3546 nucleotides. RefSeq names its product lamina-associated polypeptide 2-like. The record is from RefSeq and is a predicted model, not a curated record. The coding region runs from base 1277 to 2998 and encodes 573 amino acids. NCBI's taxonomy places the organism in Eukaryota, Metazoa, Chordata, Lepidosauria, Squamata, Colubridae. The transcript has 2 exons.
CUAGUCGCGGCCUGGAAACAGACCGCGGCUGGGGCUUUGGACCGUGUCGUGCCUUUGCGGCCUCUGACCCGGCGUAGAUCCCAACCGGCUCCUUGGUUCUCCAAGGAGCUGAGGGGGAUGAAACGCCGGAGAAGACGCCUAGAGAGUUUGUGGAGGUCCAGUCGUUCAGAGGCUGAUCGGACACAAGUGAGGUCCUAUACUAGGGCCUACCUUGUGGGACUGAGGGAAGCGAGACGUUGCUACGUCUCGUCCCUCAUUGCGUCGGCAGAUAACCGCCCGGCCGCCCUGUUUCGAGUAACUCGUUCCCUCCUUCACCAGGGGGAGCGAGAUGACCCGUUGCAGGGACGUGCUGAGGAGUUUAACGGUUAUCUAUACGAUAAAAUCGUUCAGCUUUGGGACGGUCUGGACCAAAAUUGCGAGGAUCCAGAUGGGGCGUUUGAGGGCGGUCUUGGUGACAUUGUGUGGGAUGAGUUUGAUCCUGUGGCUCCCGAGGACAUGGACAGGUUGCUGGGUAGGUUGAAUGCCACCACGUGUUUACUGGACCCGUGCCCCUCCUGGUUGGUACUGGCCUCUCAGGAGGUGACACGAGGCUGGCUCCAGGGGAUUACGAGCGCUUCUUUGUUGGAGGGAGUCUUUCCGGCCGCCUUGAAAGAGGCGGUGGUAAGGCCCCUCCUCAAGAAGCCCUCCCUGGACCCGGCUGUUUUAGGUAAUUAUCGUCCGGUCUCCAACCUUCGCUUCGCGGCGAAGGUUGUUGAGAGUGUGGUGGCAUGUCAGUUCUCCUGUAUGCUGCUAAGAGAGUCCAAAGCAAUGGGUUGUUAACUUCAUCUGAUUGGCCUGAGACUGAGUUGAAUUUGUUUAAACACGCCUCCUCUUCCUGUUUAGCUCCAGUUUAUUAACUCAGUCGGCCAUAGAGAGACUACCUCCUUUAGCUCCAUUGCUUUCGACUCUUUUACCAGCACUCAGAACUUCAAAAAAAUUAGAAAAAAAUUCCAAAAAAAAGUUUUAAAGUGCCCAAUUUUUUUCUCUUCAUUGCUGGGAACCGGAGCGGCAGGGAAAGAGGCUCGCGCUUCGCGCGCAGCCCAGCGCCGCACAGCUGAGCCGCCCAAAGGCCGGUGGCCAUUUUUUCUUCAAUCCAAGCCCCUCAAGCCUCGUGGGAUCGCCGGAUUGAGGAACGGACAUCGCUGGACCUCAUCAAACUGAUUCUCAGAUCAGGGCCACUAUAUUAUUUGGGCAUAUAUUCCAAGGCCUCUAAUAACCACUAGGCCUCAUUUCCAAGAUGGCGGAUCGCAGCAAAUCUCCUUCCCGGGCUUCUGCCUCGCCCUCCCAAGGACACCUUACUAGCGUGGCUCCUCCCCCUCACAAGAGCAGAUCCAAAUCAAAGGCCUCUGCCACUAAAUCCAAGUCUUCUACUUCUCUCCAAUCCUCUGCUGCUGCAGAGAGAGAUGCCUCCAGAAGACAACGGGCCUUGGAUAGGCAAUUUGAUAAAGCAAAACUAAAAUUAGCUGAGGAAGGCAGGGAAACUUCUGUCCCACUAAUUGAAGAUUCUCCUCUUUUAAAUCAGCCUGGAUGGUCUCCCACUAUCCCUAGUGGUUCAGGAGGAAACCAGGAAACAAUUUGUUCAGUUUUUGGAGAUUCUUCUACAGCCAUGCCUGAGCCUCCACAUCAGGCACCUUCUGCCACCUUCACUCCCACAGCAGCGGCAGUCUCCCAUAGAGAGGACAGUAAUCCUGCCAUUUCUCAGGAUAUACGUCAUCUUAUUAUGCAAACCAUUUCUCAAGGCAUUGACGAUGCUUUCACUCAGAGAGGUUUCCCAGCUCCAUCCCCUUCGGGCAGUUCUGACCAAAGACCCCAUUCUGAGAGCCACCCUCCCAGACCUUGCGCACGGCGCACACGAUCUCCAACCCCUUCACAUCAUAGUGAGGACUCCUUUUUGGGGGAGGAAGAUAUAGCAGAGUAUAAUCUGUCUGAGGACGAAGAGUCUGCCCCAGACAAGCCUGCUCCUACCGGCCUUUUUCGCCAUGAACUUUUCUACACAUUGCUACACAAGGCGAAAGUUACGGCCAACAUGGGGGUUGCCUUACGCCAAUCUGAGGGAGAUUCAGAUCCGUCAGACCCCAACAAAUUCCUUUUUACUGAACCAGUCUCAGAGCAACGGGUAAUCCCUUCACCCAAGCUCUUCUUGGACACCAUCCAACGUCAAUGGGGUCACCCAGGCGCCAUUCCUAAUCCCAGUGGCGCAGACAAAAAGAUGUACAUGACGGAUCAAGAUCUGGAGGACCUCCUCAAGGUCCCUACCGUAGACACCCCAAUUGCCACUCUAGCUUCUCCCUCCAACAUCAUACCUUCAGAUGUAGCAGACGGUCUCCGAACGGAGGACCGCAGGGCGGAACUCUCCACCCGCAAAACCCAUCAAGCGGCCGCCUGGGCUAUCAGAUCUGCCACAGCAGCCUCAUUCUUUGCCAGAACCUCCUUAAUAUGGCUCAGACAAAUGCAGGAGAGGGUUCCUCACGAUGAUUCCAGAUUACAUCAGGACAUAAACAAAUUGAUAGCGGCUGCUGAAUACACUGCGGAUGCCACCCUUAACUCUGCAAAAUUUGCAUCCCGAGCCCUUGCCUCCAGCAUCACCUCCAGGAGGCUGUUAUGGCUCAGACAAUGGCAAGCCGACAUGAAGACCAAAUGGCGGUUAGCGGCUGCCCCCUUUAAGGGUGGAUCUCUCUUUGGGGAAGCCCUAGAUCCUAUUUUAGUUGAGGGAAAAGACAAACGUAAGAUCCUUCCCCACGUCUCCAGACGUUUAGACAGACGUCCUUCUCUACCUUACCGCAGACAGCCUUUUCGCGCCCAGGAUCCCGGGUUUCAAUCCCCGGCCCAUCAACGCUCCUUCCAACCUCCCACUGACAGGUUUCAGGACAGACAGUCUUUUCGUGAUAGGACCAGACAAUCCCAGACCAGACGUCCCUAUCGCGGAUCCGGCUUCCGACCUUAUCGCAGGAACAAAUGACUAUCCCGGCCAGGAUCCCAUCGGCGGUCGUCUCACCAAGUUCGUCCCUACCUGGUCCCACACAACAACCGAUGCCUGGGUACUGCAGACCAUCUGUCAGGCUACCUCCGACUAUAAUUAGGAAAGAAUUCACCUUGACUUCAUUUGGAAUAAAGAAAAGUACUUUUACUAUUUACAGUCUUGAUAGCAGCUAAGUAAAGUUGGAUCUGAGACAAAAUAUGGCUAACAUAUCAUAUCCCCCCAAUUGUCCCUCCUCCUCCAGGAGGUCAGGCUGGUCUGGGCCAAUGCCAGCUCCUUCUCGGCCCCUCGUGGUAAUCUUCUUCCACAGGUCUCUAGUUGUCAGUCAUCUUAGGAAUGCAGUGUCUGUUAGAAAAGCCCGCGCUGAUAACACUCAGUCGUUAAUCACCCCUCCCCCACUGUUAUGUCAGCCGACACUCUUAAUAGGCUCCUUUCCCUUACCCUGUACGGUGGUAUGAUACAUCUCAUUUCCUUAAUAGUUUUAUAAUACAGAAAUAAACAUUUCACAUUCUAUCUACUGAUAUAAUCAU